Messenger RNA from Acanthamoeba castellanii str. Neff, 312 nucleotides. Its product is annotated as LSM Smlike protein family member, putative. Bases 1 to 312 code for a protein of 103 amino acids. Gene Ontology annotation, cellular component: catalytic step 2 spliceosome; U4/U6 x U5 tri-snRNP complex; U6 snRNP. Gene Ontology annotation, biological process: mRNA splicing, via spliceosome; P-body assembly. Gene Ontology annotation, molecular function: RNA binding. Lineage: Eukaryota; Discosea; Longamoebia; Acanthamoebidae. The transcript has 3 exons. The record is from RefSeq and is a predicted model, not a curated record.
AUGCAGGGAGGCAACAACAGAGAUGUUCAGUUGGGUAGCACCGUAGAGGAGCCGCUCGAUCUCAUCCGGCUCUCCCUUGAUGACCGCAUCUACGUCAAGCUGCGUGGUGAACGCGAGCUCCGCGGCAAGCUCCAUGCCUACGAUCAACACUUGAACAUGGUGCUGGGAGAUGUCGAGGAGACCGUGACAACCGUGGAGAUGGACGAGGAGACCGACGAGGAAAUCAUCAAGCGGCGAAAGCGAACAGUGGAGAUGCUCUUCGUGCGUGGCGACGGUGUCAUUCUGGUCUCUCCUCCCGUGCGGACCAACUAA